UCUGAAACAAUUUCACAGUCGAGCUGAUGGUGGCAGACGCUUGACUAGACAGCCAGCCAGUACGCAUCACCAGACGGGUUACCUCGUUAGCUAACUGUUACGUUACCCCGGAACUGUAGAAGCUAAGUUGCUUACUUGCCUCUGGUGGCAAUCAAGCAAGUGUCUCUACUUGAGCUAGCGAUAUAACAUUACAUCGAAGCUAGCUGAUUAGUGUAUUGGUUGAUCAAAGACGAGGAUGGCCACCUCGUUGAACGUGUUCUUUGAAUUAAAGCUACAGGGAUGAUGUUAAGGUUUGUCGCGUUAGGUAGCCUCGGCGAGAUAUGCGUUUUGCAACAGGCCUGCCUGGCUAAUUUUACUUUGCAAUGUUUUAGAUAGCAGGCAGGGUUUGUUUUGGACAUGGUGGAAAGUGGAUUGGUUGGUUAACGGUAACGUGCUAACGUUAGCCAGCAUGAGGCAAGUCCAGAAAACGGUAACGACAAACACUCGUCAAAUGCCAGCCUUUACUUCCAGAAGUAAACCGUUAGUUAACAUGUUGUUGAGGGUAAAUGUGUCGCAAAAGGGCUGUCGUUAGCUCGCUAGAUAGCUGUCCAGCUAUUUAAGCUGGUGCUUUUGAAGAUGAUGUGUGUCGAUGGCCUAACGUUAUGUGAAGGAUGUGCCAUGCAAUGACCGAUGGUGCAAGCUGGCUAACAUCUACCUAUAGCUUGCACACAGUGUUGUACACUGCAUCCCUAACUAUUUGGAGACUAGAUCACAUAAUAACGUCUUAGAAGCUAACUUAACGCCUAGCAAAUGUUACCGAUUCCAUUUAUCAUGUGUCUCCUUAAGUGUGGUCAUGUCAGGUUUUUUUUUUUAAAAUGUGGUAACUUAGUGCUAACGUUAGCUAAUGUCAGCUUUGGUACGCUAAAAUGCUAUGCUAGCUGCUCACGUUAAACGUCAGUGCUCGUGGAAAUUGAAGAUAUCCUGAAUCUCGUGUUGACAGCUGUCGCAGGGCGUGUUAUCAACACAAGUGUUAUGGCGAAAAGGUGACACCCGAUCAGACGUCGUGUCGGGUGGUCGCCGGUAUGAGCAUCCAGCAGACCUGAUUCAGUGUGGUGUGGGAGAUGGUUGUAAAAUUCACCAUGCACAACCUUGAAAUUGACUUGGAUAUUCAGCUGACAGGUUGAUAAAACACUUGACACCAAUGAGAUAAGCACUGAUGUAGCAGUGUUGUGACAGUUGUCGUGCUCUCCCUCUACCUCCGGUCCCCAGUGCCUCACUGCAUGACCUCAGACAACAGAAAGAUCCUUGAGGGAAACCGCCCCUUCCUUAUCCAGGACCCCUUCCACUGGAGUCCAGACUGUGACACUUGGUAGCCACAGCAUCACAACCAUCUCAUCUCACCUUUCAGCUCAUCUUCAGCAGAGGAAACAGCAGAUUUUUCCACGCAGGAGUUGAACACCUCCACUGGCCCAAGUGGAGGUGUUGAAGUGCUGCCCCCCCCCUGCCCACCGCUUAUCUCUUUUAAUCUUUUAAGAAUACUUUUUUUCUCCUGGUUGGCUUGAGUCCGGUUCUGCCGGCCGUGUGACUUUUCAAAACUGGGGCGUGAUUCAUGGGAUGCAACCAUGUCGGAUCUCAGUGAGCGUAGGCCGGUCAACACGGACUACGCUGUCUCCCUGCUGGAGCAGCUCAAGUUCUUUUACGAACAGAAAUUACUGACUGACAUUGUGCUGCUGGUGGAGGACACGGAGUUCCCAUGUCACAAGAUGGUCCUGGCCACAUGUAGCUCCUAUUUCAGGGCAAUGUUCAUGAGUGGCCUCAGUGAGAGCAAACAGACCCACGUCCACCUGAGGAAUGUGGACCCUGCCACCCUGCAGAUCAUCAUCACCUACGCCUACACGGGCAACCUGGCCAUAAGCGACAGCACCGUGGAGCCGCUCUAUGAGACCGCCUGCUUCCUCCAGGUGGAGGAUGUCUUGCUGCAGUGCAGAGACUAUCUGGUGAAGAAGAUAAAUGCUGAGAACUGUGUCCGCAUGCUGAGCAUCGGCGACCUGUUCAGUUGCAGUGAGCUAAAGCAGAGCGCUAAGCGCAUGGUGGAGCACAAGUUCCCCGUGGUCUACAGGCAGGAGGCCUUCCUUCAGCUCUCCCACGAGCUGUUGAUAGACGUCCUGAGUAGCGACAACCUCAAUGUGGAGAAGGAGGAGACGGUGCGCGAGGCGGCCAUGCUGUGGUUGGAGUAUAACAUGGAGGCACGCUCGCAGCACCUGUCCUCUGUGCUCAGUCAGAUCCGCAUCGACGCACUGUCUGAGGUGACGCAGCGCGCCUGGUUCCAAGGUCUGCCACCCAACGACAAGUCUGUGGUGGUGCAGGGCCUCUACAAGUCCAUGCCCAAGUUCUUCAAACCUCGGUUAGGCAUGACCAAGGAAGAGAUGCUGAUCUUCAUGGAGGCCAUGUCAGAAACGCAGGGCGAUGGAUAUGUAAUGUCUGGAUCCUUGCCUACUACGGUAGUGUGUUACAGCCCACAGGCAGAGAAAGUUUACAAACUCAGCAACCCCCCAGGAGACCUGCAGAAGGUGGGGACCCUCGUUACACCAGACAACGAUGUGUUCAUUGCCGGUGGACAGAUCCCUCUCAAAAACUCUAUCACCAACCACGGCAAGAGUGGCAAGUUACAGGCGGUCUUCCGCUCGGUCGAUAGCUUCUUCUGGUUUGAUGCCCAGCAGAACGCCUGGGUACCCAAAACCCCCAUGAUGUGUGCCCGAAUCAAACCCUCGCUGGUGUUCUGCGAGGGCUACAUCUAUGCAAUCGGGGGAGAUAAUGUUGGAGGAGAGCUGAACAAGCGCACGGUGGAGCGCUACGACUGCGAGAAGGACGAGUGGAGCAUGAUGAGCCCCCUGCCCUUCGCCUGGAACUGGAGCACGUCUGUGGUGGCGCACGACUGCAUCUACGUGAUGACCCACGACCUGAUGUACUGCUACUUCCCCCGAGCGGACACCUGGGUGGAGAUGGCCAUGCGCAAAACCAGCCGCUGUUUCGCCUCUGCAGCUGCCUUUGGUGACCUCAUUUUCUACAUCGGCGGCCUCCACGUGGUCAGCAACUCUGGCAUCCGCAUGCCCACGAGCACCAUCGACGGCUCCUCUGUCACCGUGGAGAUCUAUGAUGUUAACAAGAACGAGUGGCGCCUGGCCGCCAACAUCCCUGCCAAGCGCUACUCGGACCCAUGCGUGCGGGCAGUGGUGCUGCUCAACUCACUGUGCAUUUUCAUGCGUGAAACGCACAUGAACGAGCGCGCCAAGUACGCUAUCUAUCAGUACGACAUGGAGCUGGACCGCUGGUACCUGCGGCAGCCCGUGUCCGAACGCGUGCUUUGGGAUCUGGGCAAGGACUUCCGCUGUGCGGUGGGGAAGCUGUACCCCUCCUGCCUGGAGGAGUCCCCCUGGAAACCCCCAACCUACCUCUUCUCCCCCGACGGAGCCGAGGAGUUUGAGGUGGACGGGGAGCUGGUGACCCUCCCGUAUAGCUCUUAAGCUCCCCUCCCCUACCUCGCUGACUGAACCAGGAAUAUGUAAUGCUGAGGGAUGAACAUGAAAAGGGGGUGGGGGGGGGGCAGAUCAGAUCUCUGACAUAUGAAAGGGUUUGACGUUAUCUGUGUUGUGGAGGGAUCUCUGGACUUUGGAGGCUUGCAUUAGCUACAGCUGUUACUGAUGAACAAUGCAGCCUUAAACAAGCUUGGAGAGGAAAAAGACGCCCUUAAAAAUACUAGUAAUCUGAAAACUUCUGGUUUUUGGUUCUUUUUUUCCCCCCUUCUUAUUUUGUCAGUUGUGACAUCUAUUAGAUAUUAUUACAAGUCUGUCAUACUGUUUCUACAAUGUGAUAAUCUAAACGUCAACUGAUUUUUGUGAUGAUGAGGGUGAUGAUGCACUUAACUGGUAAACCUUCUUGGAAUAACAAUGGCAACUGUACCAAAAUCUCCCAGCCUCCCCUCCGAUUGUGGCUUCCCUCUCUCCUCUUUUUCUCUUCUCUCACCACUGAUAAAGGAAUACGCCACUGAAAAUCUAUCAUUAGAGUAUCAGAAACAUUCCCUGUAGGCUUGAAAAGUUGUAGCCGAGGACAGCAGAUCAGUCAGUCAGCUUUGAUUCACAGCAAUAAAAAAAUAAAUAAAAAUAAAAGUAUCAAAAUGAUAUGUAGAAACUUCUUAAACCACUCCUCUUCACUAAAUGUGCUACUUUCUGGUGGAGCUUUGGCACUACAACGAGGUGACGGCACAACGUGAAAGAUGUGUAUUGGAAGAUACUGAACAUAUAGAUCAGUCGAUAAAGUAGCAGGAGUGGUUUGAAAAGUUUUAAUGCCUGUUUUGAUAUUGACCUUGAAUGUUCAUUACUGACCUUGGAAAUGGUAGUUUAACAAAAAAUUGGUAGCACAUGGUCCAUGAAAUGUGGGUCAAAGUUUGGGAAAAUUUCCAGUAAGUGGACUGUUUAAAAAUCCUGUAAAUGUUCGUGUCUCACAAGAAAAACAUACAGAUGCUAUAUAAAUACUAUUUCCGAGGUCAUAAUAUGUUUUGACUUGAGCUGCAUCUAAAGAUUAUUUGCUUGGAGGAUUUAUCUGUCCACAAUUUUUCUAAUUAAUUGGUUAAUGCUUUGUCUAUAAAAUGUCAGGAAAGUCGAAAGUGCCCUCCACAAGUUCCCAAAGCCCAAGCUCACAUCUUUUAAAUAGCUUGAUUUGUCAGUCCAACAGUCCAGAAUCCAAAAAGUCUUCAAAUUUAUAAUGAUCUUAAACAGAUUGUCACAUUUGAGAAACUGGAACUAGAGAAUGUGUGUUGUUGUCAUUUUAGCUUUUAGAAAUCACUCAAAUGUAGAGCUGAAACAAGUAGUCGAUGAGUUGAUAGAAUAAUUUGUCAUUUUUCAAACAAAAAUGUCAAACAUUUUCUGGUUCCAGCUUCUCAAAUGUGAGGAUUUGAUGAUUUUUCCUUUUUGAGUUGUGGACUGUUGGUUGGACAAAACAACAAGCGAUUUGAAGACAUCGAUUUCAACUGUGGUAACUUGUGAUGGAUAUUUAUUUAUUUUAUUCUUUUAAUAUUUUUUUUACUAUUUUCUGACAUUUUUAUAGACCAAAUAAUUCAUCAAUAAUGAAAAUCAUCGUUAGUUGCAGCCAGGGUGGGAAAUUAAUUAACUUUAAAAUGUGAACAUCUACCAGCCACUGACAGAUAAAUGUUCAAAUUCACCAGCCACUUCAUAGUAAAUCAUUAUUUUGUGUUUGAAAUCUACCAGCCACUUUCAUAUUUUACCAGCAUUUUACCAGCAUUUUACCUGCUUGCAGCUCUUUAGACAGGUUUUGUUGCUGUGGUUCUGGAUCUCCAUUGUAACUACAGGGAAUCCAGACUACUACUGUCCUCCACAAAUGAGCAAAAUACAAACCACCUUUAAAAGCUUACAGGUGCAAGUAUUUAAUACUCCAAAGAUAGAUUUUAGAGUGGUCCUUUUAAAAAAAAAAAAAAAAAAAAAAAAAAAUUAAAAAACAGGAUCCAUCUCUUUCUUCAAAAGGCCCCGCAGACGAGAGGAACAGGGGCCGUGGUUUUCGGGAGGGGUGGGAGGGCUGACGGGGGGGAAAACGUGAGAGGCGGAGAGGGUUUAAAAGAAGGUGACUGCAGGUCCGGUCACCCAUCACCUCUCCUCCCUCACCGCUCGGUCCUCCACCCUGACUCCACUAUAGCGCCUCCGCAGCCUGUCUGUCAGUCUGUUUGCACACAGGUCUUCCACACAGCUAGCAGUUUACACCUCACUCCAUCCACUGUCACAUCAUCAUGAUACUUUGUUUUUCUUUCCACGAGCGUUUCUGCAAAUACACACAACUCCACUCUCAUAGGUUUCGGGCUCAUGCAUUUUAUUUUAUUUUUUAUUUCCAAGCUGCUGAAAUAUAUAUAUAUAUAUAUCUAUAUAUAGUAAAAUAUAUAUUUUUCAUACGUUUAAAAGACAACUGUUUUAGUGUGGGGAAAAUAACCAGGUCUAUUUUGUAUUAGUGUCUUUUUUUUAAUUUAAUAUCAGACAUUACUGUAGUGUGAUUGUGGGUAGAUAUCCAUUUUCUUAUCAGAUAAAAUUUUUCUCGAGUGAAUAUUGAGGAAUCUUGCUGCUGAUUGGUUGCGAGAGGAGAGGGCUGGCCCACGGCUGUUGCUAUGGUAAUUGGCCCCAGCAACUGCUAGCAGUAGUGGAGAGGGCGGGUUGGGGAAGGAAGGGGUCUUCCUUCUACCUUAAAAACAUGAGCACAGGUGCUUCAUGACAAACCUUACUAGCAUGUUUGGCUGCAUCAUAUUCCUUUGGCACUGUAUUUUGAAUGAACGUUAAUUUAUUAAAAAACAUACCAAAAACGUUCCUGAAA
This is a messenger RNA of Siniperca chuatsi (mandarin fish), 6348 nucleotides long. RefSeq names its product kelch repeat and BTB (POZ) domain containing 2 (gene kbtbd2). The transcript is spliced from 4 exons. Bases 1602 to 3503 code for a protein of 633 amino acids. Lineage: Eukaryota; Metazoa; Chordata; Actinopteri; Centrarchiformes; Sinipercidae. The record is from RefSeq and is a predicted model, not a curated record. Gene Ontology annotation, molecular function: protein binding.